Hypomesus transpacificus is the source of this 2140-nucleotide messenger RNA. RefSeq names its product synaptogenesis protein syg-2-like. NCBI's taxonomy places the organism in Eukaryota, Metazoa, Chordata, Actinopteri, Osmeriformes, Osmeridae. Gene Ontology annotation, biological process: cell adhesion. The transcript has 6 exons. Gene Ontology annotation, molecular function: integrin binding. The record is from RefSeq and is a predicted model, not a curated record. Bases 818 to 1726 code for a protein of 302 amino acids.
UCUUGAAUUUGUCGUCUGUGUUAAUUUUUUUCCAAAUGGGAGACUUUUGGGGGGGGGGUUUAUCAUAAAAACGGUAUGGGCCUACUGUGUUGCUAUAACAACCUGGCAGUAAAAAAUAUUCAGGGCAGCUUGCCAGCACAGUGCUGAAAAAUGUCUAUGAGACAAGUCACACAAAAAGAUGGUGGAGUGCAUUGACACUGUGCAACAGGAAUCUACAGCUGUGUUUCCUAUGUACCGGAAUGAGCAUAACAGUACCAAGUCAUGUUUUGCUGUGGCUGCUAUAGGCUUACAUUCUUUUAACAGUGUGAGGCCUACAGACUUUAUGCCGGACAAACGUAAUCUAGCUUUUACAAAAACAAAAGCCUGCAAGCAAAUGUUAGAGAGUUCUCAUUGCAACAGCAUUCCACAAUAGAUCAUUGUGAACAGAACAAUCUAAUUAAUUAAUGUUAAUGUGAAAAUUAGGGCCAUGUGACAUCCCUAGUAAAUUAAAUGCCCCUUAGUCUUGCAAAAAAAGCCUUUGGCCGUUCAAUUGUUAUGAGGUCAAUUAAAAAUGAAUUUAGUUGUUCAAAUAACUUUACUGACUUGAUUGUGUAAAGGUGGCAGUUGGUUACCUUCAGAGUGGCAUAUGAAUACUGUCAAUAUCCAGCCCCCUCCUGUUAACUCCCCCUCGGGGCCCUUAAGCCGAAAGAAGGAAUGAGGAUUCAAUCGGUGAGGGAGGGCUUUUGUUGGACCACUUUAGGGUUGCCUAGCAGGACACAAGGAAUUCCACUGGCUUUUCAACUUUGACCAUUGUGGACCUAAAAAAUAAAGUUUAACGAUGGAAAACAACUUGAAAUGGAUCCUAACAUUUUGCAUGUUCUAUGCGGUGUCUGGUGAGGGGUGCUCUCUGGAGAUAAAGCCAUCCAGGGUGGUGGUGAGGUUUGGAGAGCCUGUAUCAGUAACCUGUGAAGCCUCUCGUCCAGUACGUGUUCUGGGCUGGGAGUCAGCCAUCGGUGCUGCACAUACCCAGCAAGACCUUGCUGUCCUUUGGCGGGUAGACAGUCUGAUUGAUUGGAUUGAAGAGCCCAUUUGCUAUGGAGUCUUCUUCACUGCUCCCAGACAGUGUGAGGAAAAGCUCAACCUCAUUCUCUACAAGACCCCAGACAGUGUCUCCAUCAGCACUGUGAACCACACUGGGCCUAUGUUAGAGGGGAAAGAGUACCAGCUGCUCUGCGAAGUCCAGAACAUUGCUCCUGUUCAGUACCUCACCCUACGGUGGUACAGAGGGCAGACUGAAGUUUAUACCCACUCAUUUUCGGAUCUUACUCCUACCUCACCUGUUCAAGUAUCAUCUAUUCUCUUGGUUACACCCAGUGUAAUUGAUGAUGGAACUCAGUACAGGUGUGUGGCAGAACUGGACCUGGGACCCGAGGGGCCACAAACUCCCCCAACUGUGACAUCAGAACCUCUCAACUUUUCAGUGCUUUACACGCCAGCCUUCAUCAAUCCCAAGCCUGAGACCUUUGUCCUUGGAGAAGGCAUCGAAGUCACUUUUAACUGCACUGCCACAGGAAACCCUGCCCCUGUGUACAACUGGCAGACCUCACAACCCCAGGAAAAUAUGGGGGAUCAACCUCUCUUUACCUCCUCCUCAGUGCUCCCAGGGACCUACACUUGCACUGCCUCUAAUAAACUGGGCAAGAGGAGUAAGCAGUUCAUCGUGGCGACAAAGUCUAACGGUAUUUAAUGCAAGUGAUCUCUGAAGGGUGCAAAAACACAGAUUGACAGCAUCAUCAAUCUGUGAAAACGUCCAUCUGCCAGACCAUCUCAUGGAGACAGAGAUCAACUUCACAUUUAAAGGGCUCAUUCAAUAGUUUGUCGUAAUGUAUGAUAGUUGAAUAUUGCUGUUAUUACAAUGUUAUAUGUAGUGUGUGGUCCCUCUCACCUCAGUGUUCGACUCAAGUAGUAGUGCAUAGUCAUUUUAGGCACUUGUCAAAUAUUAUCAUAACCUAUUUUGCUUACUGAAUAAUACUAAUAAAAUGGCGGCUAUAAACAUUGUUAUACUGUAAUGACCAAUUCAACUCUUGAUUUGAACAGAAAUGUCCCUGUUGCUAUCUGGUAAAUAUGGCACGUCGAGAGUGUCAGGAGACAGAUUUUACUU